AUGUUCCUGCAUCGACUGCGAUCGCCGGCGCGUGCGUCCGCCCUCGCGCGGGGCUUUGCGUCCUCGAGCACCAAGCGGCCGAAGCCCAUUCGCGUUGCGAAAACCAAAGCGCGUCGUGUGCUGCCCGAGGCGCCGAAGCCGUCCAAUGCACUCACAGAAGUGCCUGCGUACGGUGACGCGCCUACGACUCCGAUCGUGCAGUCGGAGUCGCAGACACGUCAGACGUUUGGCGGCGCGAUCAAAGAGAGCUUCAUCUGGGGCGUGGGCAUGGCCGCAGCGUUUUCGGUGGUCGGCAUUCUGUUUAGCAGGAUGGAAGAGGCAACAGCUUCGGACAAGUUUGACGGAAGUUUCGUCGUAGCGGACAAAGAUGAAGAGAUCAACUGCCAGCAAUGA
Hyaloperonospora brassicae is the source of this 393-nucleotide messenger RNA. The record is from the annotation of a GenBank genome assembly. Lineage: Eukaryota; Oomycota; Peronosporomycetes; Peronosporales; Peronosporaceae.